GCAAGUAGCAGAGAGAGGGGCAUCAAAUCCUCUCAGAACAACGGAUAGGAGUGCAGCAGAAGGUGUUCAGUCAGUCCCAGAAGAUAAUGUCAAGCAAGAAGUUCAGAGCAGGACCUUGAGUUCACUGCAUUCUACAGAUAUGUGCAUAGAAACAACCCUAGGACAUACUAACAAGUAAGAAAUGGAAAGUAAGACCUCCAGAGAUGAAACUACCCCAUCAGUCCCAGAACACAGUAUGCAAAAAGCAGAGAGUUGGACCUUACAUACUUCGCCAACGCCGAAUAGGAGCUCAACAGAAACGGCUCAAGGGAGGCAAGAAAAGUGGUCUUAAUAAACAAAUGGUAAAAUCAGUCAUGAAAUGGAUAGUACAACCCAUAAUCCUGUGUCAAGUACUGGUGGAGACGAGGAAUCUGAACAUCCUACAUCAGAAGGUGAUAUUGUUAACAACGGACAAGAGACGGUAUAUCGUGGAACGUCAAUCAACAGUGGAGGUAAAUCUCAUCUUUGCUCACAUUGCGGCAAGGUGUUUCACACAACAGAUCGAUCCAACAUUCACCUAAGGAUACAUUUUGGAGAACAGCUACAUCAGUGUCCAUGUUGCAGUAAGAGAUCAUGUCAGGCCCGUCAUCCCCUUCUCCACUUGAGAUCACAUGCAGGAGAAAAGCCAUAUGAAUGUUGCUAUCGUAAAAAAGGAUUCUCUCAGAAAAGUGUACUCAAUCAACAUAUACUAAUACAUACGGGAGAAAAGCCAAAUAAAUGUUGCUAUUGUAAGAAAGGAUUUUCCCAGAAAAGCCUCCUUAAUUGUCAUCUACUAGCACAUACAAGAGAAAAGUCAUAUGAAUGUUGCUAUUGUAAAAAAGCAUUUUCUCUGAAAAAUAAUCUUAAACGUCAUCUCCGAACACAUACAGGAGAAAAGCCAUAUGAAUGUUCACAAUGUAAGAAAGGGUUUUCUUUGAAAAGCAAUCUCACCCAACACCUAACACAUACAGGAAAAAUGCCAUAUGAAUGUUGCAAUUGUAAGAAAGGAUUUUCACGGAAAAAGCAGAAGGCGACGGCUUUGACGGAAAUUGCCGAAAUGAGGCAGCAGAUAUCGGCAAUUAAUGCAAGGAUUGAGGAGCUAUUACAAAGGUUCUCAAACAUAAAGGCUACCGAAGAAAGGUCGAAGCAGAAGAAACCUAAAAGGCGUAUCAACACGCAAAUGCCCAGUAAUGUGAUGUCAAGUUCGGAUGAAAUACAACUAAAGUCACAAGAAGAAUCCUCGAAUACAGAAGGGAUCCAGACUUCUUCACUGUCAAGCAAGGCAGUGAAAGUAAGUAAAGAGCAACGGAUAAAGGGGCUACAUCGGAAGGAUGAGUCAUUGCAUGCAGCUAUACCAAGGAAUAGAGGCAUCUCUAUAAUUACGCCUGACAAAUAUGAUGGGUCUACCUCAUGGAUUGACUACUGCGAACACUUUAAAUCCUGCCGUGCAGUGAAUGGCUGGAAUGAUGAAGAAGCAGGAAAGAUUCUAGCAUCAUGUUUGAGAGGGGAAAGGGCAUUUCAUGGAUGCUCUAACGAAACCCAAGCUCAGAGAGGCCAUAUUCAAUUCUCAGGGUAAGACACUAGACGAGGUGAUUCAUGUAGCUGUAGUAGCUGAGGCAUUUCACAAGUCUGAAGAUCAGAGGAUGGGCACUGGAAGGACCCCAAAGUACAGUAGGGGUAUGACAAAGGAAGAGGAAAUGAAUCAACAGCCAGCCGACCCAACCUCUGAAGUGAGGAACACCCUGAUCAGCCUGAAAGAGGAAAUUGUAGGAUUGGUGGCGGCAUUAAAGGGCGCUUUUCAGGCGUCUCAACAAACCGCUCACUCUGAUAGAAAGCAACAACGGGAGAAAUCAGCUGUAUCUGAUGGUUGUUGCUUCUACUUUGGAAAGAAGGGGAACAUCAAGAAAAAGUGCAGGAAAAGGCUCAAGGGUGAGGCUCAAAGGCAAACUGAACAACAGCAACAACAGGUCUCAACAAACGAGGAAAGGCUACCCCAGGGGGACGUGCAUGGUGCGGCCAAUGCAGCAAAACCUGACAGCCUCUCAACAACAAAUACCACAGAACCAAUAGGCACCUCUAAACGAGGAAAGGCUACCCUAGGGGGACGUGCAUGGUGCGGCCAAUGCAGCAAAAUCUGACAGCCUCUCAACAACAAAUACCACAGAACCAAUAGGCACCUCUAAGCACAAUAGAGAGAUGCACCAAGGGAAAUUACAGGGCAUGUAUAUACCAGUUAUCAUCGCCGGGCAACAGUUACAUUUUCUUGUAGACACUGGGGCUACAGAUACAUCUCCAAAGCAGGAUAUGUGAAACUGAUAGAGCAGCCUUCUAUUGAACCUUCUACAGAGAGAAUAAUGCUUGCAAACGGCUCAAAUAUGAAGGUGGACGGCAAGAUCCACACUGAAGUGACAAUAGGCCAGGGAAAGGCAAGGGUCACUUUGAUUAUCGCUGAUGUAUGCGGCGAUGGAGUCUUGGGCAUGGACAAUCUUCUGUUGUUAGGAGCGAAGCUUGACUUGGAGACGGCUACUCUAGAGACCGAAUGGGGAUCAGUUCAGUGUCGCCAUGAAGGCAAGACCACAACCUGCUUCCGCAUUGUAACUACGGAGAUGCAGACUGUACCUGCAGGACGAGAGAGCCUUAUUACAGGAAAGACGUCGCCACUGAGACGGAGGAAGAAACAGAUGGUGAUCAACUGUUCCAAGCCGCUAGAAGCCUGCGUCAAGCUGGAGGCGGAUGUAAGGUGACGCAGAAAACAAGACACAUCAUUCCGCCAGGGAUGAAGAUCACCUACCAAUACGAGUCACUGCACCUGCCGGAUGGAACAGUAUACACUCGUAUUACCAGAGAAGAGAAGAGAAAGAACAAUGAGCCAAGUGAUGCCUAGAAGGACAGGAAACGAACUAACUGUAAAAACAAAGAUGAACUGUUAAUAAGACAACAUCUUUCAGGAGGAAAACAAUAGGCAUCCUCAUUGUUUAAAUCCAUACAUGUAUCUACUUUUUUAAAAUCAUUUUUAUGUCGUAGUGUAAGCUAUUCAUUUGUUUGUAAAACACCACACCAUUAUCUUUUGGAAAAUUCAAGGAUGUGUCAUAAUGCACAAACAUUCAUGAACAUAAUUGGCAUAGAAAGCACUCGCUGUAAUGGUAAUAUUCAGAAUUAAUGUCCAUAGAAUGAACAUGUUUUUAUAUGAGAGCUUCAUAGAAAGAGAUUAUGGAAGAUAUAGAGAGCUUGAUUGUUAUAUGCAUAUCAGCAGUAAUCUUAAAGAGGACGUACGUAACUCUCAGUAUGUUUAAUACAGCGAUGCAUAAUUCAAUACGUUUUAGUAAUUGUAAAUAUUUUUGGAAUUCCCUAGUAUUAAUGUGAGGAUGACAAUGUGAGGACACAUUCCUUGAAGAGGGGGGCUGUGUAACGAACCAGUUCGCCACAAUUUAGGUUAUCUUGCAGAAAACGUAGAGGGCGCAGUAAGCUUUUGGGGCGUAAGGGCUCAGAGCGCGAUUACGGACGCACCAUGCGUAAAGCAGCUCUCAGAGCGUUUCAGAGGCUAUAAAUACCAGUAUUUCACGAUAAUUUCGUCACUUCGACGCUGGCUCUCGUCUUGGUCAGAUAGCGAACUCUCCGCUUUGCUCCAACAGAGCUAAAAUAAGGGAAAGGAUUGGAAGCGAGAAAUAGAGUUCCUACAAAAGGCAAUCCCUACCUUUACUACUUGUUGAGAUUAAUCCAGGUAAUUGGUGUCAGUGUGAACUAUGAUAACGUGUUGGAGAAGUUGACUUAUGUUUGUAUUAAUAAAGUAUACAGUUAAACAA
Molecule: messenger RNA, 3821 nt
Organism: Strongylocentrotus purpuratus (purple sea urchin)
Lineage: Eukaryota; Metazoa; Echinodermata; Echinoidea; Camarodonta; Strongylocentrotidae
Product: zinc finger protein 577-like
Exons: 4
Coding region: 359-1594 (411 amino acids)
Biological process (GO): regulation of transcription by RNA polymerase II
Molecular function (GO): RNA polymerase II cis-regulatory region sequence-specific DNA binding; DNA-binding transcription factor activity
Source: RefSeq, a predicted model, not a curated record